This is a messenger RNA of Taeniopygia guttata (zebra finch), 3332 nucleotides long. Lineage: Eukaryota; Metazoa; Chordata; Aves; Passeriformes; Estrildidae. The record is from RefSeq and is a predicted model, not a curated record.
ACCAGGCCUUUUGCCAUGGAAGCUGAGGAAACGAUGGAAUGUAUCCAGGAAUUCCCUGAACACUAUAAAGUUAUUUUGGAUAGACUGAAUGAACAACGUGAGCAGGACCAGUUUACAGAUAUCACUCUGAUUGUCGAUGGUCACCAUUUCAAAGCUCAUAAGGCAGUUCUUGCUGCCUGUAGCCAAUUCUUCCACAAAUUCUUCCAAGAUUUCACUCAGGAGCCUUUGGUGGAGAUUGAAGGUGUUAGUAACAUGGCAUUUCGUCACCUAAUUGAGUUCACCUAUACAGCAAAGCUAAUGGUACAAGGUGAGGAAGAAGCAAAUGAUGUUUGGAAAGCUGCAGAGUAUCUACAGAUGCUAGAAGCAAUCAAAGCACUUGAAAUCAGGAACAAAGAAAAUUCAUCACCCUUAGAAUCAAAUGAAGCACAAGGUAAAACUAAGCCAAAAAAGAGGAAGAUUGCUGAAACCUCUAAUGUUAUCACAGAAACACUGCCAUCUGCAGAAUCAGAGCCUGUUGAAAUUGAGGUUGAGAUUGCUGAAGGGACGAUUAAAGUGGAGGAUGACAGCAUUGAAACCCUUGAAGAAGUAGCUUCUGCAGAGCAAUCCAUAAAGUACAUACAGACAACAGGUACAUCAGAUGAAUCUGCUUUGGCUCUUUUGGCAGAUAUCACCAGCAAGUAUCGUCAGGGAGAGAGAAAAUGCCAGAUGCAAGAAGAAGGUGAUAGUGCAACUGACCCCUCGUGCAAACAGGUAGAAGGUAUUGAAAUUGUGGAACUUCAGCUGUCACACAUGAACAAUUUAUUCCACUGUGAGAAAUGUAACCGUUCAUUUAAAUUGUUUUACCAUUUUAAGGAACACAUGAAAACACACUCUACUGAGAAUUACAAAUGUGACAUAUGCAAUAAAAGAUACCUACGAGAGAGUGCUUUGAAACAGCACCUCACCUGUUACCACCUUGAUGAAGGUGGUGCCAGCAAGAAGCAAAGACCUGGCAAGAAAAUACACGUAUGCCAGUACUGUGACAAGCAGUUUGACCACUUUGGGCAUUUUAAAGAGCACCUUCGGAAGCACACAGGUGAAAAACCCUUUGAAUGUCCAAACUGUCAUGAACGUUUUGCUCGGAAUAGCACGCUGAAAUGUCACCUGACAGCGUGUCAGUCUGGAGCUGGUGCUAAAAAGGGAAGAAAGAAACUGUAUUUGUUUCAGGUUUGUAACAGUGUGUUUAACAGCUGGGAUCAGUUCAAAGACCACUUGGUAAUACACACUGGUGACAAGCCCAACCACUGUACCUUAUGUGAUUUGUGGUUUAUGCAAGGCAGUGAGCUGAGAAGGCAUCUCAAAGAAAUGCACAAUAUUUCAGAACUAUUAGUGACAGAAGAGGUUCUUCCAGUGGAAGCUAUGGAAGCUGAACCGGUAACGUCAAUGACAAUAAUAGAACAAGUUGAGCAAGUCCAUGUCCUACCAGUAAUUCAGGUACAAGUGGAUCCUGCACAGGUAACUGUGGAACAGAUGCACCAGGAUCUCAUACAAGACAAUCAAGUGAAAGGCGCACAGAUGGAGGAACUACAGGAACAGGUGCAGAUCAGUUACUUGGAAGUUGAACACAUUCAGACUGAACAAGGUGCUGAAGUGCACGUGGAACAGUUACAUGUGGAGCACGUAAAUCAAAUACAGAUGGAAGAAGUACAGGCAGAACUUAUAGAUGGAACAGACCUUGAACAAGUAGAAUAUCGAAGUGUUGAUCAAGGAGAAGCAGAAGAAAAGGAUCAUAAUCAAGCAGAUGAUGCAGAUAAGGAACAUCAUGAGCUAGCUGAAGACUUAAAAACGCAACAGUUAGUGGACACACAAAAUGCAAAAAUGGAUGACUAGGACACAUAAUGACACUGCAGUUUUAAAAAUGAAAUACCAAAUUAUUUUUGUUAACUUUUACAUUGCUUUUUGAACCAUCACUGGUCACCUUUCCAAUAUGCUGUCCAUAGGAAAUUGGACAAGUGGACCAAAAUUAGCUUUCUUCAAGUACAAUUAAACUUCUCUCAUAUGUGAAAAAUACUUCCCCAUUAAUGUAGUGCUAUGAAAAAGAAACUACCAGAGACCGGGACAACUUUGAGAUUUUUAGCAAUGAAUAGCUUGUAUCAUUGUAUCAUUACACCAUUCCUGGGCAUAUGUAAAAGUAAUUUUACCUCUUUUCCUCUUGCAGUAGAAGCAAAGGCUUGUAUAAAUUUGCAGGAUGUCUGUGGCAGGAGAGUCAGUAAAAUCUGAGGGGUUCAGCUAUGUACCUAUGAAUUUUUGGAUCUUAACUUUCAGGCUGGGCUAGAAACACUGUUGCUGGAAAUCUUGGAGCACAUAAAUCCUGUGCCUUUUCGAUACUGGGUGGUUACAUUUCCACAAAGUUUCUAGAGUUCUUGAGAACUUAGUUCUCUAAAAGGCAUUGUAGGUAAUGUUAUAGUGCUUUAUAUUUUGCUUGAAAUUGCCAGUUACUGAUUUUCUUUUUGCAUUAAAUUUAGAGGCGGGGGGCUGAGGGAGGGAACAGACUUUACUUGGAGGCAGCAGGACAUGCUAAAUGGGACAUUUAAAAAUAGGAAAAGCUUGGUAAAGUCUGUGAUAAACAUGGUUUGGAAGAAAGCUACAAGCAGGCUCUUCUAUAAAUAAUCAUUUUUUUAAAUUAAUAUGUUUAAACAUAAAGAGACUUGUCUGUAUAGUAUCAGGUUCUUGUUUUUUUUUUAAAUGAAAUUCUGACACUUGACAAAAAGAUGUGCUAAACAUAAAAGGAAAAGCCAUAGGUAUGAGUGCUAAACUGUGGAUUGAAAACUAGAAGUGUAAAUAGUUUAAUCAAUAUUAGAAAAUAAAACAAUACCAACCAUUAAAUGUUGCAUUAUUUGUUUCAUGCACUGUAUUAGGAACAACUGAAUGACUGACAAUUAAGGGCCAAGUUCCAAUGUUAAGGAUCAAUCUCAUUUUUAAUAUGAUUAAUAACUUUUUACUGUAAAGUUAGAUUCAUUUAUAAAAUGCUUGUCUAUCUAUGGUCAAGGAUGUUAAGAAUGUCCUAAUUACUGCUGAAGGUUAGAGGUGCUCAAAACUCCUGAAGAACUUUAUUUUCAAAGUCUUAAAUGAAGGAAAGAAUUUUUGAAAGGAUAGUCCCUACUGCUUUUGCUCAUACUAUAGAUCUUAGUUAAAAUCAGGCUUUUCUAUUCCAUCUUCAAAUGCCAAACUGUUUCCUGGAAUUUGUGCAUUUAUUUAGUUUCAUUCAAUAUUAUUGUGUUUGAUCAUAGCCUUUGAGAAGCCGUUGCAAAAGAAACAUGGAUCACAAUUAAAAUUUCAAACAAUUUGAUUAA